AAAUUUGCCUUGAACAAAAAAGAAAAAAAGAAAAAGUGUAUACGUUGUCUCCUUCUAUUUUUAAAAAAAUGUUUUAGCUCUCGAGCGAAGCACUUUCAAAAAUUGUUCAGGUGCCUCUCUAGCGAUAUCCAAGGACGAAUCUAUUCCGUCUUUCUCCAAAAAUCGAGCAAAUGGACUCGCCCUCGCCGUGCCCGACGACUCCUCGGUGGAACGUCGAUCGGCCGUUUCUCACCGGCCGCUUCCACCAGGAGAUGAAGUUGUCGACAUCGAGGGCGGAGGCAAAAGGCUUUUCCAUGGAGUCGUUUAGUCCUGGAUUGGAAAAGGCCAUAGGUUGCUACCAUGCUUCUGUACAGGAACUCAUAGUCAUUGACGAUCUUCUCUCUGCCUUGGUUGGGAUUGAAGGACGAUACACUUCAAUUAAAAGGGUCCAUGGAAAGGAGGAUGAUCUUACCUUCCAGGUUGAUGCAUCUAUGGAUUUAGCCCUUCAGGAAUUUGCAAAGCGGUUAUUUCCUUUAUGUGAGAGCUUUUUGUUGAUUAAUCGUUUUGUUGAGUCAAGAUCUCAGUUCAAGAAUGGUCUGGUUAAUCAUGCUUUUGCUGCUGCGCUUAGAGCAUUCCUUUUGGAUUACCAGGCAAUGGUGGCACAGCUUGAACACCAAUUUCGGCUGGGAAGGCUUUCCAUACAUGGAUUGUGGUUUUACUGUCAGCCAAUGAUGGGAUCAAUGCAAGCUCUGUCCGCUGUAGUGCAGAAAGCUUCGGCAAAUAAUUUUUUGGGUUCUGCGGUUCUUAACCUCUUGCAGAGCCAGGCUAAGGCCAUGGCUGGUGAUAAUGCAGUGAGGUCAUUGCUGGAAAACAUGACACAACGUGCAAGCUCUGCAUAUCUUGGCAUAUUAGAAAGGUGGGUCUACGAGGGAGUGAUUGAUGAUCCAUAUGGUGAAUUUUUCAUCAUCGAGAGCAAAUCUCUUCAAAAGGAAAGCCUAAUCAAGGAUUAUGAUGCCAAGUAUUGGGGACAGCGUUACAGCCUCAAGGAUGGUAUUCCCAGCUUUCUUGCAAAUGCUGCUGGGACAAUUUUGACUACAGGAAAAUAUCUGAAUGUCAUGAGAGAAUGUGGGCACAAUGUUCAGGUACCUGUAUCAGAAAAUUCAAAAAUGAUGAGCUUUGGCUCAAACCAUCAUUAUCUCGAGUGUAUAAAGGCUGCUUAUGACUUUGCUAGUGCCGAGCUCUUAAAUCUCAUGAAAGAAAAGUAUGAUCUAAUAGGAAAGGUGCGGUCCAUAAAGCACUAUCUUCUACUCGAUCAGGGUGAUUUCUUGGUUCAUUUUAUGGAUAUAGCUCGAGAUGAGCUCACAAAAAGGGUUGAUGAUGUUUCUGUGGAGAAGUUGCAGUCACUGUUAGACCUUGCUUUGCGUUCCGCAACAGCUGCAGCGGAUCCUGGUCAUGAGGAGUUAACAUGUUUUGUGGAAAGAUCUUCAUUGGUCAAAAGAUUGGGAAUGCUCAAAGACCUUGAAUUUAACAAGAAUACUUCUGAUGGUAAUGAUCUAGUGGAGCCUGUGAGCAUUACGGGCCUUGAGACAUUUUCGUUGAGUUACAAGGUUCAGUGGCCGUUGUCUAUUGUUAUAUCAAGAAAAGCACUCACAAAGUACCAGUUGAUUUUCCGCUUUCUAUUUCACUGCAAACAUGUGAACCGCCAGCUUUGUGGGGCAUGGCAAGUGCACCAAGGAAUCCGUGCCCUUAACACAUGGGGUACUGCCAUCUCCAGAUCUUCUCUACUUUGUCACAGCAUGCUUAAAUUUAUAAACAGCCUCCUGCACUAUCUAACAUUUGAGGUUCUUGAACCCAAUUGGCAUAUUAUGCAUGAUAGACUUCAGACUGCAAAGAGUAUAGAUGAGGUUAUGCAUCACCAUGAUGUCUUCCUCGAAAAGUGUCUCAGAGAAUGUUUGCUUCUUUUGCCUGAAGUUCUAAAGAAGGUGGAGAGGUUGAAAGCAAUAUGCCUUCAGUAUGCUGCAGCUACUCAGUGGUUGAUUUCAUCAUCGAUUGACAUUCCCAAGUCAGAGGUAAUCUCUGAUACUUCCCGUGGGGCGGAAGAAUCCAAGAAAUGGAAAUCAAGAAACCCUUCUCGGGAGGUCAAAUCAACUGGAAACACUAUAGUCACUGAUUCUAUUCUAAAAUUUGAGAGGGAAUUUAAUGCUGAGCUACAGAGUCUGGGACCAAUCCUGAGCAGCAGUGCCCAGGCAGAGCCAUAUUUGACUCAUCUUGCACAAUGGAUUCUUGGUGUUGGAAAUGACCAGUACCCAAGGUCCUGAUACCAGGCUGUGUUUUGGAAUGACUUCAAACAUGUAACGAGCACAAGUUACAGCUACAAGCUUCUUCUGAUUAGAUUUUACGAUUAAAGAACAUGUUUGUUAGAACCACGAGGCCUGUGAAUGUUCUAACUUUGGUACAGCUGUAGUGUAAUAAUACCAUUUUUUUGGUGGCAUUGAGGGCCUGAGGGCUAUUGAUUUGUUCUUUCUGU
Malania oleifera is the source of this 2506-nucleotide messenger RNA. Its product is annotated as gamma-tubulin complex component 2. Gene Ontology annotation, cellular component: equatorial microtubule organizing center; gamma-tubulin small complex; spindle pole. The record is from RefSeq and is a predicted model, not a curated record. The transcript is spliced from 22 exons. Lineage: Eukaryota; Viridiplantae; Streptophyta; Magnoliopsida; Santalales; Ximeniaceae. Gene Ontology annotation, biological process: spindle assembly; cytoplasmic microtubule organization; mitotic cell cycle. Bases 171 to 2297 code for a protein of 708 amino acids. Gene Ontology annotation, molecular function: gamma-tubulin binding; microtubule minus-end binding.